AUUUUGCACCUUGAGUGGUUGCUGCCCGCAGGAGGCGCUGUGUCCAAAGGAAUGUGUUUGUGCGUCUCUAUGGUGACUUGAGGCUCGCAAAUUUUUAGUCUUCGAGUGCAAAGUCAGGUUUCCACGCGGCUUUUUGAGCCAUCAUCCAUGGAGAAAAAGAUGAACUCUCACACUCUGUUCAGCUGCUGGACGCCGUUGAGCAACCACGUCGAGAACAUGCAGUUAUUUGAUGAGAGGACCAGCUUAGUGCUCCACUGGUUUGAUCUGUGGACUGACCGACAGAGGAAACACAUGCUCCAUUCUCUUCUGACGCGAUGCACCAAGUCUCAGCUCAGGUACUGUAGAGAUCUGCUGACCGAAAAACUUCCAUUGACCCAAGUGGAUUUCACAGCGGUGUUACCUCGUUUCCUGUCACUUUACAUCAUGUCCUUCCUUCCCCCUCUGGAUCUUUGCUCUGCUGCACAAGUCAGCUGGCACUGGAGGGUUCUAUCUGAACAGGACUGUCUCUGGGCCGGGCGCUGCAUACGGCAAGGUUGGUUUCUUCCCUAUACACCUGGAGAAAAAGAGUUUGGCGCUUGGAAGAACCACUUCAUCUCUUCUCUCCAUAAACUGGACUGGCUGACUCCUCGUGAGGCGCCACAGCGGUACUGGAGAUUUAACCAACUGUGUGAAGAGGCAGAAGAAGAAGAAGAAGAAGAAGAGGAAAAACUAAAAGAGAGCAGAAUCAGGCAGAUGAUCAGAGCGAAGAUUCAAGAGGAGAAGAGAAAAGCACUGAUAACAAGGAAAGCCUGGAGCAGCAGUACAAAGUUGGGGCCAUCUGGAAGUCGGACCAUGCAAAGCCAAACAAGCAUCCUUGAGACAGUAUUCAGGACCUCUGGAUCUCCUGGCGUGAGUUUGAGCACAAGCGGUGGUCUGACCUUGGAGGAAAACAUGAGGUGCAGCUUGAGCAGCGUUAGUGGUCCACUUUCUAAGUACAUCUCCAGACCUGCGCCACUACAAUCCUCCAGCAUCAACACACUUCCUGCAACGUGCUUGCUGUUGGUCUCGAACAGAAUUCCUGCUUACGAGCUGGUGCUGUGCGGCGUCAAGGCCGAUGUAAUUGUGAUCCUCUACGACCACCGAGGGACUCUGUCGGCACUGCUGUGCCAGGUGGAUGGCGCCGUUUCUGGACGCACCUUUCAAAGGCUCGGCCUGUUGGCACCAGGAGGAACAGAGGAAAUCCACCUGUUUCACAACAGCUGUUUAUCAGACAGAACCCUUCUGAUUCCAGCCCACCGGAAUUUCUGGGAAAAACUGUCCAUGCUAGUUGUCCCUGCUGAGCAAGGCGGUGGGAUUGACAUUUUCUCGCCAUGUGCGGCAUCAACUGCAGGUGUGGCGUUCAUGCAGAAGCUCGCAGCUAUUACAGGGCUGAAGGUUUCGGCACCAAUGGGUCUCGCGACUGGAAGUUUUCAAAAUAUCCUUAGUGAUUGGUCUGAUGGUAGUAUCAGUGCCAUCAGGCUCUGCGACCCCCAACCGGGAGGACCGGCGCUUCAUUACAUCAGUGAGCCAGUCCUGCAGAGCUGGUGCAGACAGGUCCAGUGGAUGGAGGAAGCACUCGGGGAGAUGAAAGCGUGUCUGGAGUUCCGGUUUCAGCAGGUUGGCCUUCAAGCCUGCGGCAGAGCUCUAGGUCAUUCGUUGUGGGAGAGAGUCCGUCUUGAGGAUCUAUCUUUGCCAGAAGACAUAAGCAUGGCUCUUACUGAGGGACUCACUAUUCUCACCAAGCAGGAAGAGAUGAGACCCUUUGAGUUUCUCGCUGGCUUUCUGAUGAAAUGGAGUGAUGAGAAGGAGGCCAGAGAGGAGACACAAUUGUCUAACGGAUCUCUGAUUUCGGGGCAUCCCCAGGUGCACUUAGACUGGAGAGGCGUCAUCGUCAGAGAGUUGCAACUCAGCGAAUUUCUAUACAUCAGCAGACUGAGUGCUCUUGUGAAGGCAUACCAGGAGCCUCUCACGGCAGCCCUCAAUUCCAACAGAGCCAUUCUCAGCUUUGCUGACAUGCAUGUUGUGCUGAGCCCCGUUGCGCAAAUUCUGGACCUCAACAGGGCAUUCAAGGCAGAUUUAGAUGCCAGACUGCAGCAGUGGGGAGCAGAGCAGUGUGUUGGCGAUGUGUGCAUGAAAUUGUGCACACAGCUCAGAGUUUACACAAACUACCUCAACAAUUACACAACUGCUCUAAGUACCAUUGACAAGUGCAGGGAUGAGAAGCCAGCAUUUCGAGCUUUCUUGAAGAGAACUGACAGAACACUUGCAACACACAUGCUUAGUUUACAGGAGCUCCUGCUGUGUCCAGUGUGGAGAAUCCAGGAGUACACGACUCUGCUGCAAGCUCUGACUUUGCAUACGCAUGACAGUCACCCUGAUCACACACACCUCUCCUCAGCCCUUAACACCAUGCAGCGAUACACAAAGUUUAUCCAAAAUCUGAAGCGCAACUGUGAAAGAGACCGGCUGUUGGAGGAAACCCAGCAUAGGAUCCAAGGCUGUCCGAGGCUCAGAGAGGGAAACCGUCAGCUGAUAACCAGUCAGGAAGCUGCUUUGCUAUACAGCCCGAAUGAGCAUAUACCAGAGUCUCUCAGGACCUACGAGCAUGUGGCAGACGUCUGCCUCUUCCUGUUCACUGAUAUUUUGGUGUUGACGCGGAGGCAAAAGCAACACACACCUUUCACAGUAUUGCACAGAAGCACACACACGUUCCUCGCCUGUGUGGCGCUCGCCAAUCUGACCGUGCGCAGGAUCGUGCACUCACGUUAUGUGGAGCAUGCCUUCAUCCUGGAGGGGCCUUCAUGCUCUUGGAUUUGUGCCACAGAGCGAGACGAGCAGAUGAAGCACUUCCUGUGCGUGCUGAGCAAUGCCACACAAAUAACGCUAACAGCCACAUGAUCAGCAACAGGAUGGCAAUGCGAGGACAGAAGCAGGUUGGUGAACUCGUCGCUUUUCCUCAUAAAGUCGCCAUGGUUGCGCUUUUCGGCCGCCAUCUUGUGCAGGACCUGUUUGUGGGCCUGCUCCACCAUCAACAGCUGCUCCAGCAUGCGGCG
Messenger RNA from Syngnathoides biaculeatus (alligator pipefish), 3071 nucleotides. Its product is annotated as epithelial cell-transforming sequence 2 oncogene-like. The record is from RefSeq and is a predicted model, not a curated record. NCBI's taxonomy places the organism in Eukaryota, Metazoa, Chordata, Actinopteri, Syngnathiformes, Syngnathidae. Bases 148 to 2916 code for a protein of 922 amino acids. The transcript has 22 exons. Gene Ontology annotation, molecular function: protein binding; guanyl-nucleotide exchange factor activity.